Molecule: messenger RNA, 1399 nt
Organism: Bombyx mandarina (wild silkworm)
Lineage: Eukaryota; Metazoa; Arthropoda; Insecta; Lepidoptera; Bombycidae
Product: G protein-coupled receptor 143
Biological process (GO): G protein-coupled receptor signaling pathway; regulation of calcium-mediated signaling; melanosome organization
Cellular component (GO): plasma membrane; melanosome membrane
Molecular function (GO): L-tyrosine binding; L-DOPA receptor activity; L-DOPA binding
Source: RefSeq, a predicted model, not a curated record
UUAAGUUUCCAAAGAUAAUAAAAAAAUUAAAAUCUACUUAAUAUAUUUUUUAAAAUGGCUGAUCCAACGAUUCAGACAUUUUGUUGCCAUCAUACAGGAAGUAAAGAGGACAUGGCCGUACGAAUUAUGGAUGAAUUUAACACUGAUUCGUAUAAUAUAGUAUGUUUGGUUUCUUCUUCCAUUGGAAUCUUAGGUGCUAUUUAUCAGAUCUUCCCAGAUAUUUUAUCAAUUACAAGACCAAGAAAGAAUCUAUCUCAAGGGCGAAGAAUUAUCAUCUGGCUAGCAAUUGCAGACCUGCUGGCAUCUUCGGGUGUUCUAGUUCGGUCUUCUCUCUGGCUUAAAUAUAAAAACAUAAUGCCCAUGCCUGGUGAUGAUGUCAGUGUAUUAUUCUGUAGUAUUAUUUCUGCCUGGAUACAAUAUUUCUAUACAGCAACUUGGUUUUGGACUCUUUUUUAUGCCAUAGAUACAUGGAAUACUAUCAAGAGGCGUGAUUCGCAUACAAUUUUGUAUCAUUCUUUUGCUUGGGGACUUCCUAUAGCCACUACUAGCAUCGGACUGUCAAUCUUAUAUAUUCCUAAUGCAAUGUGUCAUAAUUUACCAUCAGUAACUAGUGCUUUAUAUAAAAUUUUACCAAAUUACUUUGCAUCAUAUGUUCCAAUUGCAAUUGUCAUGAUAGCCAAUCCUAUAAUAUACAUGUUUUCAAGCAAGAAUGUUGAAACAGCCAUAUCAUUACCCCUAGCGCAGUUUACAAGCAAAGAAAGAAGAGUUGUAGAUGCUUUACGUUUGAAGUUCUUCUUUAUCAACAUUGUGUUUUACAUAUGUUGGCUCCCAAACCUGUUGAAUGGUAUACUUUUGUGGACGAUGUGGUUUAGUGUACCGAUAAACGCAGUAGUUGUCAUUUGGUAUAUUAUGGCUCUUCUCAACCCGAUGCAAGCCUUACUGAAUGCUUUAGUAUAUCGGAGAUGGAAUUUAAGUAAAUGGCGUUUUUCUCAGAGAAAUUCGAAAAUGUUUCGCCGAGAUGUUAUGUAUUACGAUGAACAAUCACCAUUGCUGGGCUCGGAGCCACCAAGACAUCACAUGUCCGCUGCUCCGCCUAGUAUAAAUAAUUAUGCAACUCUGUGAUGUAUCUACAUAGUUUAGUUAGUUGCUAAAUACUUAUUAUGUUUUAAUGCGACUCCCGUAUGUUGUUAAUCCAUUAUAUUGUUAUAUUUUUAUUCGUUUUUUGUUGUUGUUCUAUAAACGUAAUCAUGAUGAUUAAUUAGGUGCUCAUCGUCAUCACGUCGUCUAUGCUAUUCCGUUUUUAUCAGCUGUCGUUCUUUUUCAAACUUUACCUUGUCUCAAAUUGUUUUCUGAUCCUUUAUCUUCUAUUAAGCAAGUAAAUCAGUUAUAAUGAAAACUA